Molecule: messenger RNA, 363 nt
Organism: Cylicocyclus nassatus
Lineage: Eukaryota; Metazoa; Nematoda; Chromadorea; Rhabditida; Strongylidae
Source: the annotation of a GenBank genome assembly
CUGUCAGCUACAAUGCCAAUAUCAAUAGCAAAUGCUGCUGUAAACAUAUUCCAAGCAUGCUGUACGAUUCUGCCAUUUGUGUCAACGAUUCCACCACCGACAACACUUCAACAGUGCCAGUGUCCCACAGAUUUGUACAGCGACAGUCUCUGCCCUAAGUAUGGACCUUGUAACAAAGAUCCCAAGGCAGUUACAUAUUAUCCUCCGCCACUGUGCCCAGUUAACAUAAACUGCGAAGAAACGGACUACUUACGAUUUCAAUUCUCUGAUGGAAGCUACAUCCAAAACGUAUGCUCUCUAAAAAUUCAAAUGCAUUAUGUGAAGAGUGGUUUUAUGCCUGCACCUGGAAGGCCUACUGUGUAA